Molecule: messenger RNA, 3880 nt
Organism: Spirometra erinaceieuropaei
Lineage: Eukaryota; Metazoa; Platyhelminthes; Cestoda; Diphyllobothriidea; Diphyllobothriidae
Source: the annotation of a GenBank genome assembly
AUGGCCAUUCAAGUCUCCCUUGUCAUUGUCGGUAAUGCUAUUUUGUCUAUAUCACGCGCCGCUGAGCGGCUGCUGGUGGUAAUCGAGAGAGAGAGAGCUAAUAAUUCUCCUGCGAUUACUACUAAUCCUACCUCUACUACUACUACUACUACUAUUACUACUACUUCCUCCUGGUGCUGCUGCUACUACUCUAUCUACUACCGCUACUACAACUACUACUAUUUCUACCAUUGCUCUCAGUUCUGCAAAUGCUUCUACUGCUAAUAUAUAGACUGCUAAUAAUAUUACUACUCCUACUACUUCUUUUCCUAUUACUACUACUACUACCAACACAGCUGCUUCUAUUUCUACUACUAAUACUACUGGCACUACUGCCAAUGCUACAACUUCCACUAGCAUUAUUAACACUGCUGCUUUUGUACUACAAAAAUUAAUACUAAUAUUUCUACCUCUACUACUACCUCUACCAGCAAAACUGCUAACUAUACCACUGAUGAUACUUUUGCUAUUACUGCCCGAUAUAUUUUAUUAAUUCCAAUACUGCUACAACCACUGAUAAUACUAAUACUACUACUACUACGCUAACUAUACCACUGAUGAUACUUUUGCUAUUACUGCCCGAUAUAUUUUAUUAAUUCCAAUACUGCUACAACCACUGAUAAUACUAAUACUACUACUACUACUACUGAUAUUACUGCUAUUACUACAGCUGUUACCAUCGCUGCUACUGCUGCUGCUGCUGCUGCUGCUGCUGCUGCUGCUGCUGCUGCUGCUGCUGCUGCUGCUGCUGCUGCUGCUGCUGCUGCUGCUGCUGCUGCUGCUGCUGCUGCUGCUGCUGCUGCUGCUGCUGCUGCUGCUGCUGCUGCUGCUGCUGCUGCUGCUGCUGCUGAUUAUACUACUGCUGCUUCCACUUCUACAUCUUAUAGUACGUCUAUAUCUUCUGCUUCUACUAUUACUACUACCAAUAUUACUACUUGUACUAUAAUCACAUGCACUACUACCGCUAAAACUACGUCUACUUCUACUAUUAACACUGUUACAACUCCUACUAUUAAUAAGACUACUUCUAUUAGUAUUACGACUACGUCUUCUCCUACUGCAAGGUGAACUCCUACUAUUACCACCACUGCAAUUAUAUUCACCACUUCUACUACUGCUACUAUUAAGGCUUCCACUGCUAACAAUGCUACUAUUGCUACUACUACUAUCAUUACCACUAUUGCUAACACUGCUACCAACGAGAAUAAUGUUUUUCUUCUACAACACGGCAAACCAACGGAGAGAAAAACUUGACAAUCUACAAAGACCAGAUUGUCAAACGACAUUCCGCUCCCCUUUGGAUCAAGCCGAUCCGAAUGACUGCACAGCUACCCCGGUAGCCCGUGUCGGGUUUGAAAACAAAUCUCGCAUGAACUCGAAACUCAUAUUCAUGUAUACCAACGCGCAAGGUGUACUUUCUAAACUGGACGAACUCCGUAUCCAUACCUACGACCUCCAUCCAGAUGUUAUCUCAAUAACAGAAACAUGGUUGUCCGAACAGGUUGAUGAUAGAGAGCUCAUGCUCCCUGGGUAUCAACUGUUCCGCCGAGACAGAGAAAACAGAAGGGGCGGAGGCCUAGUAAAAUUUGUUAAGAAUGGCUUGCAAGUUUCAGAAAAAACUGCCCGAAUGACUUGUAGUACCGAAGCAUUAUGGCUGACCAUAAGGGCACCGGGCUCUCAAAGUCUCGAUAUCUUGACAGUAUAUCGCUUCCCGAGAAAUGACCCUGACGCUGAUGCCCAACUGCUGGAGGAGCUCAGAUUAUUUUCAACGCGGCCGACUACUCUCAUCGUUGGAGAUUUUAAUGCACCUCACAUCGGCUGGAGCGCGGCCUCAGCCGACUGCUCUGAAGCAGCAUUUGACCAGCAGCUACUGCGUACCUCCGACAACCUGCUUCUCACACAACACGUAAUGUUUCCAACUAGAGUUCGAGAGGGCCAACAGAUGAACUGCCUCGAUCUUGUGUUCACCAAGUCGUCUGACAACAUCGACGUUGUGAAUUGCCUCCCCCCGUUGGGUCAGAGUGACCAUGUAGUUCUCAUGUGGGAAUACACGUUAUUCUCCCUUCCUACACAACCGCUCGAUUCCCGACCUAAUAUUUGGCGCGGCGAUUUCGAACAGAUGAAAAAGGAUCUUAGUCCUAUCGACUGGGCAUCCACUCUCUCCGGCGAUGUAGAAGAGGCUUGGUGUCAGUUCAAAGAGUUAGUCCACAACCUCAUCUCCAACCACUGCCCAAUCAUGCGCAGAAGACUAACAAAUAGACCUCGCUGGUUGACUCCGUCCUUAAAGAAGGAAGUUAACAAGAAGAGGAAGCUAUGGAAAAGAUCACUGACGGAUCGCACGCCAGAAUCCUUAAGCAAUUAUAAGUUACAGAGAAAUAGGGUCAAAAUUAUCCUCGCCAGAGAUAGGAAAGCUUUUAAAACGAAUCUUUUGAACCGUGCCAUGAUUAAUCCAAAAAUCCUUUACAGCUACAUAAGACAGAGCACACGGAACAAGGAUCCUGUCCCACUGCUGCGAACGGCUGAGGAUGUGGAAAUCUCCGAUGACAAGGAUAAGGCUGAACAUCUCUCUCAGUUCUUCCGGUCAGUCGUGACAUGUGAACCUGCUUUUUCCUCACCCGCUUAUGAAGACGAAGAAACACCUACCCUCGAAGCCGUCUUCUUCACCGAAACAAUUGUUCGGAACGAGUUACUAAACCUAAAAGAAUCGACCUCCCCAGGUCCUGAUGCAAUCCCGGCCAAGCUGCUGAAGGAACUAGCUUCCGAAAUGUCCAAGCCGUUAGCCUUGAUCUUUCAAACUUCAUUUGUUACUGGAUGCCUGCCCUCUGACUGUAAGUCCGCUACCAUCACUCCGCUUUUUAAGGGUGGAAGUCGUGCGUCUGCGAAUAACUACAGGCCAGUGAGUCUUACCUCCAUCUGUUGCAAAAUCAUGGAGAAUAUCAUUAAGAAGACCUUGGUGCAGCUCCUCGAGCAGUACCAUAUCCUUUCGGAUGCCCAACACGGCUUUCGAAGUGGUAGGUCCUGCCUCACGAAUCUGCUCUUUACGCUCGAAUGCUGGACCAAAGCACGUGAUGAAGGCAAGGUGGUGCACGCCAUCUACAUCGACUUCAAAAAGGCUUUCGACAGCGUUUCUCAUCAACGUCUCCUGUACAAACUGCGCAACACUGGAAUUCGUGGACGCCUUCUUGUAUGGAUCCAGAGCUUUUUGGCUGGACGGUCCCAAAGAGUGCAGGUCGGGCGUCAACAGUCCUCAGAUGUAAGCGUGGUAAGUGGCGUCCCACAGGACUCAGUCUUAGGUUCCACGUUAUUUCUCGUUUUCAUAAAUGACUGCGUCAAGGACCUAGACUGUGAUGCCAUCCUGUUUGCCGACGACAUUAAAUUGUGGAAGGCUGUUCACAAUGCGGCAGACGCAGACCACCUGCAAGCAAACCAGAACAGGCUCGAAGACUGGUCGAAGCGCUGGCUUAUGCCCUUCAAUAUAAGCAAGUGUAACUUUCUUCAACUCGGCGGCUUCAGAGCCCCCAGCCCCAGGACCUACUUUCUGCACGGCACACCACUGCAACAGGUUGACAGUCCGAAGGUCCUGGGUGUAUGGAUUACAUCUUCACUCAAACCAACACUGCACUGCGCGAAGGCGGCUAAAUCGGCUACGGCCACAUUGCAACUCAUUAGGCGAGCAUUUAUGGGAUUUGACCCUGACUGCUUUUCAAAAAUAUUUGGCACCUCAUCUAGAAUACGCCAUACAGGCGUGGAGACCCUGGACUGCCAAGGAUUAUACCGUCUUGGAGAAGGUCCAGAGACGGGCGACCAAAAUAACACAAGGUCUGGGAGCACUGCCCUAUGA